AUGUCUACCAAAACGCGCCCCGCCAUGCCACCCGUCGUCAUGAACAGCAUCAUGGAACAAAUUGGCAACACACCACUCGUCCGCCUGAAUAAAAUCCCACAGUCGCUUGGCAUCCGAGCUACCGUUUACGCAAAAGUUGAGGCUUUCAACGCUGGUGGCAGUGUCAAAGACCGCAUUGCCCUGCGCAUGAUCGAGUCCGCAGAAAAGUCUGGUCGCAUAAAGCCUGGCGACACACUCAUUGAGCCUACGUCUGGUAACACUGGUAUUGGGCUUGCGCUAGUCGGAGCAGUCAAGGGAUAUAGGACAAUCAUUACUCUUCCUGAGAAGAUGAGCCCGGAAAAGGUGGCGGUGCUCAAAGCGCUUGGUGCUGAGAUUAUCCGCACGCCCACCAGCGCAGCGUGGGAUAGUCCCGAGAGCCACAUUGGUGUUGCGCGAAGACUGGUCAAAGAAAUCCCCAAUGCGCAUAUCCUAGAUCAGUACUCGAAUGUCGACAACCCGCUUGCCCACGAGUGCGGUACUGCUGAGGAGGUAUGGGCGCAGACGGAGGGCAAGGUCACUAUGCUUGUUGCUGGCGCUGGAACCGGAGGCACAAUUACUGGUCUUGCACGGGGUCUGAGAAAACACAAGCAGGACAUCAAAAUUAUUGCCGCCGAUCCUCAUGGAAGUAUUCUGGCUCUACCCGAAAGUCUGAAUGAAGAGCAUGUGAAUGAGGGGUACAAGGUUGAGGGAAUUGGAUACGAUUUCAUUCCUGAUGUCUUGGAGCAGAAGAUUGUAGACAAGUGGUACAAGACCGACGACCGAUCUUCUUUCCAGUAUGCGCGCAGGUUGAUUGCUGAGGAGGGCAUCCUCUGCGGUGGUUCUUCCGGAAGCGCCAUGGCAGCUAUGGUUGAGGCGGCUCGGGACAUGAACCUGACUGAAGACGAUGUCGUGGUUGUCAUACUACCCGAUAGCAUUCGCAGCUAUCUCAGCAAGUUUGUCGAUGAUGACUGGCUCGCUGCCAACGACCUCCUCCCUCCCACACCUCCACACUCACCUGACUCCAACGCACAUCUCCGCCGCCUCUCCACUAGCAAGAAGUCCGACCCCUUCCAUGGCGCCACUAUCGCUUCUCUGCGUCUGAAGCCCGUCACCACUGUCGCCGCAAACUCACCUUGCAGCGAAGCCAUUGAAACCAUGCGCGAAAAGGGUUUCGACCAACUACCCGUCAGCGUAUACUCCUCCUCUGGCAAGGCCCGAUUAGUCGGUCUAGUCACUCUCGGCAACCUCCUCUCAUACAUUGCCGCCGGCCGCGCCACACCAAAGUCGCCCGUCGAAGAUGUCAUGUUCGAUUUCCGCAAAUUGAACGAAGUCGUCAAGGACCUCGGCCGCCUCUCCCUCGACGGCGACAACGCCAAGAACACGCAAAAGGGCGGCAAGAAGGGCCGAAAAGAAUUUGUUGAAAUUACAAAGGAGACUACCCUUGCCGAUCUUAACAAGUUCUUCGAGUGGAAUAGCGCAGCAGUUGUUACGGAGCAGGUUGAUGGCGAGCACAGGGCUGUUGCUGUUGUCACCAAGGUGGAUUUGCUGACCUGGAUGGUUAGGCAGGGUGGUGCUAAUGGUGCGUCGAAUUAG
Bipolaris oryzae ATCC 44560 is the source of this 1611-nucleotide messenger RNA. RefSeq lists its product as uncharacterized. The transcript is spliced from 2 exons. Gene Ontology annotation, cellular component: cytoplasm. The record is from RefSeq and is a predicted model, not a curated record. NCBI's taxonomy places the organism in Eukaryota, Fungi, Ascomycota, Dothideomycetes, Pleosporales, Pleosporaceae. Gene Ontology annotation, molecular function: cystathionine beta-synthase activity; cysteine synthase activity. The coding region runs from base 1 to 1611 and encodes 536 amino acids.